AUGGAAGGAAGUGGUGAUAAGCCGAAACGAUUGCGAAAUAAUAGCAAAGGGAAUAGUAAAUCAGUUAAAGCUUUGUUACAAUCAGUUGAGCCAUUGGUGUCGGCAACAGUAUCCGAUUUUCAACGAGAACGGAUUAGUGAACGAGAUGCUGCAGCAGCUGCAGCAGCUGCUGCACUUACCUCUUCUAUCAAUAAUAGUAAUAAUAAUAAUAGUAAUGAAGUUUAUUCCUUACCGGUACAAACCAUUCAUCAGUCUGCACCGUCCACAUCAUACUCAACAAUGAAUUUUUCAUUGGUCAAUUCAUCAGGAACAUUAAAUUCGAAUGUUAACGAAUUAUCAACUGCCUUAUCAUCAACAUCAGCAGUAUCAUUUUCAUCAAAAGGUGGAGGAAUUACAUCGAUAUCUAAGCUGCCUUCAUCAACAACAACAUCAACUUCAUCAACUUUUACCGGUGUUCCUUUAUUGAGAAUGCGUCCGAAACCUGUUGUCAUUAAUGAUUUUAAUUUAUCAAAUUUACCAUUGUCAUCAUCGAUUGAUCGUCAACAUGUAACAACAUCAGUAGCAUCGACAUCGACAUCUGGAGGAGGAGGUUCUGUUCUUCAAUGUGGUCAAUAUAAUUUACCACAAACAAUGGAAGAAUUAUUGGAGAAACAAUGGGAACAAGGAUCGCACUUUCUUAUGACGCAUGCGAAUUUUGAUGUGGCACAACUCUUGUCAUGUUUACACGAUUUAAAAAUGGAAAAUGUUCGAUUAGGUGAAACGUUAUCAUCGUUGAUGAGAAGGAGAGAUCAUUUAUUGGCAUUAAACGCUCGUUUAUCUAUUCCAUUUAAUAAUAUUUCAUCUUCGUUUAGCAGUAAUUAUGGUUCGCCGAAUCAUUCUCCUCAAAUAUCAACGAAUAAUGCAAAUAUUCCACAGCAAAUGAUUUCUUCUUCGUCUAAUUCUGUAACAGUUUCAUCAACUUUACCAUCGUCAUUUACUUCACAAUCCAAUUUAUUAUCUACCUCAGUACCACCCUCAACAGCAACUACAACAACUUCCGUUCAUGUUAUGUCUUCUUCAUCUUUUCAUCAACAACAUCAGCAGCAACCAUCAUCGUCAUCAAUAGUCACGACGACAACUUCACCAUCAUCAACAACAUCAAUAUAUACAACGUUAUCAUGCAAUGAUAACAAUAAUAAUAUGAUUUAUUCGUCGAAUGUAACACCAAUAAUAGAUGAUUCCUUAAAUCAGUUGCGAACAUUAACUGGUAAUAAUUUGUUGAAUACGCCGAGAAACAGCAAUCACAGUCUAUCACAGUCGAGCAUUUCUCAUGUUGCUGGUAAUCAAGCAUCUCUUCUUCAUGUAUCAAAUAAUUUACCUCAAAAUGCGCAAUUAUCAUUUAUACCGAACAGGAUAUCAACGAAUAACAGCAAUUCAUUAUCAACGGCAGUAACAGUUAUUCCAACAACAGCGAUAACAACAACAGCAGCAGUGAUAGCUACUAGUUCAGUAUCAACAACAUCAACAGCUAUUUCGAAUACGUUCAAAACUAAUGUCGAAUUUCCUACAAAUAUGGUUGUUGGACGCCAACAACAACAACAACAGCAGCAACAGCAACAGCAACAGCAACAACAACAGCAACAGCAACAGCAUUUAGCAGCUGUCGUUGCCGCGAAUGCAUUGACCAACAAUUUUAUGCAAAGCAGAUCGCCCAACGGUAUUAAUACUACGACAGCUGUUGCAGCUGCUGCUGCUGCAGCGUCACUUGGUCAAAUACCAUCAUCGGAUUUUAUUUGUGCACUGUUUGCUCAACAGCAGUUAUUACAACAAGUGGCAGUAUUCAAUAAUCAUUACGGAAAUAUUACAUCAAGUGGUACAACUGGUUUGACAACAGGAACGGCAGUAGGUGGAAAUGCUGUUGUUGGUGCUGGUGGUAGUGGUGGUAGUUCUGGUGGAACAUCGUCUAUAAAUUCAGCAUCACCGAACAAUAUAAUUAAUAAUUCUGGUAAAUAA
Molecule: messenger RNA, 1992 nt
Organism: Dracunculus medinensis (Guinea worm)
Lineage: Eukaryota; Metazoa; Nematoda; Chromadorea; Rhabditida; Dracunculidae
Source: the annotation of a GenBank genome assembly